This is a messenger RNA of Marmota flaviventris (yellow-bellied marmot), 2204 nucleotides long. It is a transcript of the gene Sgcz, whose product is annotated as sarcoglycan zeta. Gene Ontology annotation, biological process: heart contraction; cardiac muscle tissue development. NCBI's taxonomy places the organism in Eukaryota, Metazoa, Chordata, Mammalia, Rodentia, Sciuridae. The record is from RefSeq and is a predicted model, not a curated record. Gene Ontology annotation, cellular component: sarcolemma; sarcoglycan complex.
GCUCUCUCCCUCUCUCUCUCUCUCCCUCUUCUCUCUGUAGGAUCCACCUCCUAUUCUCUCAACUCUUUUAGCAUAACCUUCAAAAGAGAACGUUCCCUUCAGACUUUAUUAUCUUCUUUUCCCCACUGAGAGAAUACCUCUUAGCUGCAAGACAUUUUUUAAGUCUAUGCAGGACUUCGGGGAUUCGGUUAUCUUGCCAGGGAAAUUGAUCAUUGGUAAUGUCUGGGACUCACAGUGUGCUAAAUUAGCUACCAGAGUAAGCCUGACGGAGGAAGGCUUUUAUCAUAUACUCUUCUCUUCAGUUUGAACACAUUUGCUUGAAAUUUGCCGCAUGAUGCUGUCCAGGGAAGCAGCUUUUUUUCUUGGGAUGCAGCAAUUCGCUGGUUUCUAAGCUUAUUGCAGAAGAAGAAAUAAUCUUAAAUAGAGUGGAUUUCUCCCCCCCGUGGUUGAUUCGACUGAGCUGUGUUCCACCGCGGUAACCAUCAACGAUCACCUGUCAUUAAAUCUUUGAGGAAGUAAAAACAAAGUGAAUUAUCAUUAUUAUUUAUUUAUUUUUAUUAUUUUUAACCGGUGGAGGCGGCGUGACCACGGAGAAUGAGACUGAGAGAAGCUGCCAGGGCUUGGAGGAGGAUAAAGCUGAGUUUAAGCUGGAAACUAAAAGACUAGAUUGUUAUUUGGUACAACUUGCCCGGUUCCUCUCCACUUCCUUUAGUUUCGCUCCAUGGACAGAUCAACAAACCUGGACAUUGAGGAGCUCAAGAUGACACGAGAACAAUACAUAUUAGCAACACAGCAGAACAACUUGCCAAGAACUGAAAAUGCACAACUUUACCCAGUGGGAAUUUAUGGCUGGCGAAAGAGGUGCUUAUACUUCUUUGUCCUUCUGCUGUUGGUUACCAUGAUAGUUAACUUAGCCAUGACAAUAUGGAUAUUGAAAGUUAUGAAUUUCACUGUGGAUGGUAUGGGAAAUCUGAGAGUCACCAAGAAGGGAAUCCGACUUGAAGGUAUAUCUGAGUUUCUACUUCCAUUGUAUGUGAAAGAAAUUCAUUCCCGAAAGGAUAGCCCACUGGUCUUACAGUCUGACAGGAAUGUAACAGUGAAUGCAAGAAAUCACAUGGGGCAGUUAACUGGACAGCUGACAGUAGGAGCUGAUGCUGUGGAAGCUCAGUGUAAAAGAUUUGAAGUGAGAGCCAGUGAAGAUGGCAGGGUGCUGUUUUCUGCAGAUGAAGAUGAGAUUACCAUUGGGGCUGAAAAGCUGAAAGUUACAGGCACCGAAGGAGCAGUAUUUGGGCACUCGGUGGAGACACCUCACGUCAGAGCAGAACCAUCUCAAGAUCUCAGGCUUGAAUCACCUACCAGAUCCUUGAUUAUGGAAGCUCCUCGUGGGGUCCAGGUGAGCGCUGCUGCAGGUGACUUCAAGGCUACCUGCAGGAAGGAGCUGCAUUUACAGUCUACGGAGGGGGAGAUAUUUUUAAAUGCAGAUACCAUCCGGCUGGGAAAUCUACCGACCGGCUCCUAUUCAUCUUCUUCAACCAGCUCCUCAACUUCUCGACAGACAGUGUAUGAACUCUGUGUCUGCCCCAAUGGCAAACUUUACCUUUCUCCAGCAGGGGUAGGUUCCACUUGUCAGUCCAGUAGCAACAUCUGCUUGUGGAGCUGAAGUGACUGAUUUCUCCUCACACCAGAAUAGCCUUUUGUUCCUGUCCGUCUGCUUCACACUUCUGCUCGGUUUCCCUUGUGAUCAGUCCAGAACUUCUUCCGAUGGUCCACAGAGCGACUUCUUCCAGUAUAAGCAGGGAUCCGCCACCACCUUCUCUUGUGAUUUACCAGACUGCUCAACACAGAGAGUGUGAGUGACAUAGCAGUGGAAACAUCAUCUUCAACAGGAAAACUGGAUCAUAACUUUUGCUCAAAAGGGAGAAUAAUAUAGGUGCCUUUGCUACAUGAAGUGAAGCACACAGUUUUAGAUUUUUGCAGAACCUGGAUAUGAACUGCACAUAAAUAUACAUCACAUAGAUGAAAUUCCCAGUAUCCAAUGGCAAGAUGAAAUGGUUAACCCUGUAAGAAAACUAAUUCUACAGUUUGAAAGCACAAUUUUCCAUUCAUCUUUUUGGAUGUAAACUUUUAUCCCCGAAUUUUAAAAUUUUGAAGCAUUAUGUAAUGCUUGCUUUACUAAAAAUUAAAUUCGAUACAUGAUUUUUAAC